Messenger RNA from Myotis brandtii (Brandt's bat), 1240 nucleotides. Its product is annotated as gasdermin-C. Gene Ontology annotation, biological process: defense response to bacterium; pyroptotic inflammatory response. Lineage: Eukaryota; Metazoa; Chordata; Mammalia; Chiroptera; Vespertilionidae. The record is from RefSeq and is a predicted model, not a curated record. The transcript is spliced from 4 exons. Gene Ontology annotation, molecular function: phosphatidylinositol-4,5-bisphosphate binding; phosphatidylinositol-4-phosphate binding; phosphatidylserine binding.
AUUCCUUUUAGACCCUGAAGAUACAGGCACAAGUGCAUGUAUUACUAAGCACUUUAUAUACAUAUUCAUAUAAUUGUCAUGUCAACCUCAUUUUGAAGUCCAAUGCUAGAAUCUCUGACAUUUUCAUCUCUGGAGACCACUCUAGAACCCACAUUAUUUGCGACGUGUCAGAAGUGAGCACCUGGUCAGUUUCUUCCUCUUUCCGUAACCCUUUCCCGGAUCCUCUCCUCUCAUCCUUGCGUGUACCCCCACCUCAUUUCAGCAGAGACUCUCCAUCUUUCUGGCCUAUUGUGGUUUCAUCCCAGAGCUCAAGCAUGCCAUCUUCAGAGAUGCUCUGGGUCAGCAGCUUGAAGGGAAGAGGAAUUUUGCUCAUGUUGAUGGGAAAGGAAUGGUCUAAUCUGAGAAUUGUCUCUGUUUCUGGUUGGCAUUAAUGCCCGGGGGCAGAUUUCAAGCUGCUAGAAGAGGAGGUUUCCCAGAAGGUAAAGGCAGCCAAGCUCUCGAAGGGCAUGCAGAACAUUGUGUUCUCCAACCUCCUGGCCAUGCUUGGGGACCACAAGGCUCUUCAGGACCGCAAGGCUCUUCAGAACCUCAUGUACAAGCUUGAACAGGAACCCUUUGGUCAUUUGGAUGGCCCUGGUGGCACCAUCCUAACUGAACUGCGAAAGGACUCCCGCUAUCCAGAGGUUGGCUCAAAGUGCCUCAUCCUUUACCUGCUUGAAGCCUUAAUGGUGCUGAGUGACAUCCAACAUGUUCUGCUGGCUCAGUCCAUGGAGAAGAGGAUCCUCCUUCCGCAGAGGGACCUGGUGAGGAGCCUCCUGGAGCCCAACUUCAACUGCUUCCAGAACAUUCCCUUUACCCUCCAGCCCAAACUCCUUGCCCCACUCCAGGGGGAGGGCUUGGCCAUUACCUAUGGGCUACUGGACGAGUGUGGCCUGAAGAUGGAGCUGAACAGCCCCAGGUCAACCUGGGACCCAGAAGCCAAGGAGCCCCUGUCUGCCCUCUAUGGGACCCUCUCUGUGCUGAAGCAGCUGGCUGAGGCCUGAGCCCUCCUGGGGGAGGCCAGGGAGUCAGUCCAGUGAGGCUAGGCAGUCCUGGUCCUGUCCUUUGCUGCAAACACCCCCAGGCUGUUCUCUGUAUCCAUGAGUCUGUAUCUAUUCCACAAAUAAGGGAUAGACAGUCUUUGUCUUUGUCUGUUUGACUUAUUUGACUUAGCACAAGGCCUUCAAGGUUUGUCCAUGUU